Messenger RNA from Plodia interpunctella (Indianmeal moth), 3150 nucleotides. RefSeq lists its product as uncharacterized. Lineage: Eukaryota; Metazoa; Arthropoda; Insecta; Lepidoptera; Pyralidae. Bases 1208 to 1582 code for a protein of 124 amino acids. The transcript has 3 exons. The record is from RefSeq and is a predicted model, not a curated record.
AUGAUCAUCACCAAAAUAUCUUGUGUUAAUAAAACAAAGGAAAGAUAACGUCGUCGUAAUCGUAUCGUAUCGUAGGUGUAAGGGUGUAACACGCAGGAGCACAAUUUUACUAAACUUUUAUUUGAAAGUGAAGAAGUUAGCCCACACGCCCAGGGUAUUAUGUGUUUCCAUUUGUUUAUGUUCAUUGCGAGUCUCUAACUAAAAUUGUAUAUGUGUAUGGCCAACGCUUUACGACUGUUGUAUUGACUGUAAAAUUCAUAAAUUGGCAGCCAAAGUGACGUCAAACAAUUCAAGUUCGUAUAGUUCAGUGAUUUUAUUUUCUCCGAGUGUUUACAAUCGGGCUAUGGUCCGGCACGUAACAAAAUAUCGACAGUGCAGAAAGUUACUUCGACUCCGACUAUCUUCACAAGAUGUCAUUAAAUUUUAAGUAAGUACACAGACUGUUCAGUUGUCGUUAAAAAUAAUAAGCGUUGAGUUUUAAUGUAUAAAAUGAUAAUAAUUUAAAAAAAUAUAGUAAAAACUAUGAAUGACGACCGGGCGUAAAGGUGUAAAGAUUCUACGAAGUUUGUAGUUCGUAGGCAUAAACACGGUGAGGUAUAAUGAUUUAUCCAAACUAUCUUUAAUUUAUUGGCGCGGUGUGCUCCAGCGCAGAACGCGGGGCGGGCGGCGAGGGGGGGCUGGCAUAGCGCCAUCGCGAUCGCGGUCACACACCAAAACAUACGGAUUUCUCGGGAAAAAAUAUCGAGCACUUGCAGAGUCCGUCCACACCUCGCUCCGGUCAUACAACUCAUAAAUUAUCGUUUCGUAUCAGCUUUUCCAUUGCGGCACGUCACACAAGUGUUAUGUUGGAAGACAAGACAUGAAGUCUACUGUUGGAGCAGGAAAUGAGUAGAAGCAUACAGUGCACCUACAUAAUUACGAACAAUCCUACUCAGCUGAUCUCUAAUCUGGAUAUCUGUUUUCAUAUCACAGACUACGUGUACUGACUUUAGUGCAUGUUGCCAUUAAAUUAAUCCCCGAAUAUGAAGAAGGAAACGAAAAAGUUUAUGUGUAUUACCAAUGCCCCAUAAGUGAAUACUUUUAUAACAAGUGAACUUUUUAGUGUUCUAUUAUUUUUAUAACAAAGGUAAGAACAACAUUUUUCCAAUCAAGACUGUCGCAUCUCAUCUUACCUAACAAGAAGUUUCCUUAAUUUUACCUGGAGCAGAUGGAGACAGUGUACCCGGCGUCUGCGUCUGCGCUGGCGCGCGGGCGGCGGCUGCGGCGCGCCGACCCGCGCUCGCGCCACCGCACCACGCCCGUCACUUUCGCUGAGAUCAAGGAAGUAGACGAAGACAACGAGGAUGCGUUAGCAAAUGCAGCAGUAAGCGAGGAGCGGCGCCGACGGCCCGACUUGCUUGACGAGCCGCUCGGGCGGCAGUUCGCGGAGUUCCGCGCGCGCCGAGCGCGCCGAGCGCGGCGCGACGAGCUGCGCGAGCGAGACGUGGAGGAGUCGCCGCCGCUGUCGGCAUCGGCUCGCGCUGGCAGCGAACCUUCUGCGCUACAUCACACGCUAGAGGACAUUCGACCACAUGACACUUGAUUCCCCUCGUGUUGAAGGCUAUAGGCCCGGACGUUGAUGGUUUUGAUUCGUAUCGCUCGACAACCAUGAUCAUUAGUUGAAGAGUAUUUUGCAAAUAUUUGUAUUUUGUAAGCGAAGUCUGUAAACAAAAUAUAAAUAUGCUAGGACCAACGAACUAUUAUAAUUAAUACGUAACAAUUCGUUAAUAAGUCCUUUUUUUACUUUGCUCCGACCUGGUCGGCUCUUUGACGGCUAUAGUGGCAGGUGAAUUAAUUUUCGCGACUUCGUAUAAGCAAAAAGUCUUGCGACCCGCUUGAUGGGAAGAGGUCAUCGCAGCCUAUGGACGGAGUUCUAACUUUUAGUAAAAAAACAUUAUUUUGUACCAAAGAUUACAGUGCACUACUUCAUUCUUGUUUGCAUUUUUAAACAUUGUAUCCCUUAUUUUACGAUGAUUUUAAUCUCGUUAAAAACUUAAGGUGAUAUGGAAUCCAAGUUCAAUAUUAAGAACUCCCGUUCGUUGUAGACGUCUUCGAAGAAUAAAAUAAUAAUUUCUUUAGCUUCCUUUCAGUUUUCAGUAUUUCUGGCUAGAUUGGCUAGGCUAGACAGCGAUCUAAGAAAACACAAGUUUGGCAAUCUCAUUUAUUGCGUUGUACAAUAAAUUAAAUAAAUAACACUCUCGGUCACGCGUCACUCGGACUUCAAUAAAUAGGUUUCCUGUACACAUUGCACAUUUAUAAAGUCUAACGUAAGUCAUAGUCAUAACAAACAAUAAAUCUGAAACAAUAAUAUUUAUUAAAUACGUUUAUGGCAGAGGGAGCGACCGCUUUUAUGAUAAGUUGUAGGUACAUACAUUUAAAUUUCAUUUAAUUAACUAUGCUUUACUAAAGCCACUAUUGCGUUGUAUUGUGUACAGUUUGAGUCCAGUUCUUUGAAAUACAAAGGCACCUUUAUAUAAGUCACUGCAAGUAAUAUAUAAGACUUAGUAAGAGAUUUAUUUGACCUAUUCUAUUUUCUAAUUCUUCGAUUCUUCUUGUAAGGUAUACGUUUCUUUUUUAUGGAGAAUAUUCCUUCUGAUAGUUAAGUAGGUACAUGUUUAACAGUAUAGUAUAUUACAAAAGAUUGUUGACAAUAUUGUGUAAUUUGAAAUCAGCAGUGUAACUUUUUUAUUUUGACGUUUUGUCAGCAAGGAUAUCAAUGGAAAUUUUGUCUCUGCCAACUUCCUCGGGACACAUGAGUUGAACUGAGCAUUAUAUUUUGUUAAUUGAAUAAUAAGGGUUUAGUCGUCGCAUUAUCCCUCUACCUAGGUAUUUUUAUUUACAAAUUCUAUCUUAACUUCUAGGGUUAACAAUCGUUAAUUUUGCAAUGUAAAUACCUACAUCGAGCACAUUCGACUUCGAAGGCUUGCGCUAAAAUUGUAACAAUUGUUUUCGAAAAUAUAAAAUAUCACUUAGAAAUACGUACGUACACAGUACGUUCGGCACCUAUGUAUAAAUAAUUAUUUAUAAAUAUAGCUAUAUUCAGUAAUUAUCAAUGUUUUAUAAAAUAACCUUAUAUCAAAAAUUUUCUAAAUAAAUAUUUUGUUACAUUAA